Pelobates fuscus (common spadefoot toad) is the source of this 3097-nucleotide messenger RNA. It is a transcript of the gene CUL1, whose product is annotated as cullin 1. Lineage: Eukaryota; Metazoa; Chordata; Amphibia; Anura; Pelobatidae. The record is from RefSeq and is a predicted model, not a curated record. Gene Ontology annotation, molecular function: ubiquitin protein ligase binding; protein-macromolecule adaptor activity. The transcript has 22 exons. Bases 250 to 2580 code for a protein of 776 amino acids. Gene Ontology annotation, cellular component: SCF ubiquitin ligase complex. Gene Ontology annotation, biological process: SCF-dependent proteasomal ubiquitin-dependent protein catabolic process; protein ubiquitination.
GAAGUUUAGAAGAGAGGUUGAUUUCCGGUUUGGUCGCCGGCACUCUCCGGGGGUUCCGUCUGCUACGUCUGCCGCCGAGACGCAGGUUUGAUUCAACACUUCUCCUAAAGUGUCAUCAGCUGUCAGAAGAUUGGCAUGUACCAGUAAUUUCUCAUCUUAUGGAGGUUUGACCAGAUCAAAAUUGGUAGUUGUUGUGCAGAAGGACUUUUAAGAGGGGGAAGAAAAUCUGAAAACAAAAGGGAAGAAAAGAUGUCUUCUAACAGGAGUCAGAAUCCACAUGGACUUAAACAGAUUGGCUUGGACCAGAUCUGGGAUGACCUGAGAGCUGGGAUUCAACAGGUGUACACCAGACAGAGCAUGGCAAAAGCCAGAUAUAUGGAACUUUACACUCACGUUUAUAACUACUGCACCAGUGUACAUCAGUCAAAUCAAGCACGAGGAGCUGGCUUACCUCAGUCAAAAUCAAAAAAAGGACAGACACCUGGAGGAGCCCAGUUUGUAGGGCUGGAACUGUACAAACGACUAAAAGAAUUCCUGAAGAAUUACUUGACAAACCUCCUUAAGGAUGGAGAGGAUUUAAUGGAUGAAAGUGUAUUAAAAUUUUACACCCAACAAUGGGAAGAUUAUCGGUUUUCAAGCAAGGUUUUGAACGGUAUCUGUGCAUACCUCAAUCGACACUGGGUUCGACGUGAGUGUGAUGAAGGCAGAAAAGGAAUAUAUGAAAUUUACUCCCUUGCAUUAGUUACUUGGAGGGAUUGUCUCUUCCGACCUUUGAAUAAACAGGUGACAAAUGCUGUGCUGAAGUUGAUUGAAAAGGAGCGAAAUGGAGAAACAAUAAACACCAGACUUAUCAGUGGGGUUGUACAGUCUUACGUUGAGUUAGGCUUGAAUGAAGACGAUGCCUUUGCCAAAGGCCCGACGUUGACAGUUUACAAAGAGUCUUUUGAGUCUCAGUUUUUGGCUGACACAGAGAGAUUUUACACAAGAGAGAGUACAGAGUUUCUACAGCAGAAUCCAGUCACAGAGUAUAUGAAAAAGGCAGAAGCACGGCUUCUGGAGGAGCAGCGCAGAGUGCAAGUAUACCUUCAUGAAAGCACACAAGAUGAACUGGCACGGAAAUGUGAACAAGUGUUAAUUGAAAAACACCUAGAGAUCUUCCACACAGAGUUUCAGAAUUUAUUAGAUGCGGACAAAAAUGAAGACUUGGGUCGAAUGUACAAUCUUGUAUCUCGAAUUCAAGAUGGUCUGGGUGAACUGAAGAAAUUGUUAGAAACACAUAUUCACAACCAAGGACUUGCAGCUAUAGAAAAAUGUGGGGAGGCUGCACAAAACGAUCCCAAAAUGUAUGUACAGACCGUUUUAGAUGUACACAAAAAAUAUAAUGCACUAGUCAUGUCAGCGUUCAACAAUGAUGCUGGCUUUGUGGCCGCACUAGAUAAGGCUUGUGGUCGAUUUAUAAAUAACAAUGCUGUAACAAAAAUGGCACAAUCUUCCAGCAAGUCCCCAGAGUUGCUGGCUCGGUACUGUGACUCUUUGCUAAAAAAGAGUUCAAAGAACCCAGAAGAAGCAGAGCUUGAAGAUACUCUAAAUCAAGUGAUGGUGGUAUUCAAGUAUAUAGAAGACAAAGAUGUUUUUCAGAAAUUCUAUGCAAAGAUGCUUGCAAAGCGUUUGGUUCACCAGAACAGUGCAAGCGAUGAUGCAGAAGCAAGCAUGAUAUCCAAACUCAAGCAAGCCUGUGGUUUUGAAUAUACAUCGAAACUUCAGAGGAUGUUCCAAGAUAUAGGUGUCAGCAAGGAUCUGAAUGAGCAAUUUAAAAAGCACCUGACCAAUUCAGAGCCACUUGACUUGGAUUUCAGCAUACAGGUUCUCAGCUCUGGAUCAUGGCCCUUUCAACAGUUUUGCACAUUUGCUUUACCUUCUGAGUUAGAACGAAGCUACCAGAGGUUCACAGCUUUUUAUGCCAGCCGUCACAGCGGGAGGAAGCUAACCUGGUUAUACCAGUUAUCUAAAGGCGAAUUAGUUACCAAUUGUUUCAAAAAUAGAUACACCUUGCAGGCAUCCACGUUCCAGAUGGCAAUCCUGCUACAGUACAACACAGAAGAUGCCUACACAGUUCAACAGCUAACAGACAGCACACAGAUAAAAAUGGACAUCUUGGUGCAAGUUCUUCAAAUUUUGCUAAAGUCUAAAUUAUUGGUUUUAGAAGAUGAAAAUGCAAAUGUGGACGAUGUGGAGUUGAAACCAGACACCUUAAUAAAGCUUUACCUUGGCUAUAAAAAUAAGAAAUUAAGAGUGAAUAUCAAUGUGCCCAUGAAGACUGAACAAAAGCAGGAACAGGAAACGACGCACAAGAACAUAGAAGAAGAUCGGAAAUUGCUUAUUCAGGCUGCUAUUGUGAGAAUUAUGAAAAUGAGGAAGGUUCUGAAACACCAGCAGCUUCUUGGAGAAGUCUUGACUCAGUUGUCUUCAAGAUUCAAACCUCGUGUUCCUGUUAUCAAGAAAUGCAUUGACAUUCUUAUAGAGAAGGAGUAUUUGGAGCGUGUGGAUGGAGAAAAGGACACCUACAGUUACCUGGCUUAAAUAAAUUUUUAUACAUAUAUUUAGCAAUUGACCGAGUGGUAAAACUUCAUUUGUGUGACCCUCGGCAGAUAGUAAAAGUUAUGUGAUGGAAAGAAUGGAGACACAACUGAACUUCAUAGGAGCCAAUAUGCUGCCACCUGGUUAACCUCUUAACACCAGGAAUAGGACUCCCAACAAGCCAGCCUCGGAUAUACAUCUGUACUGCUCAGGACUGAUAACAUUUCAAGCAUGUAAAUAUGGAAAUAUGGACACCAGUGCCCUUUAAUUUAAGAACAGAGGGGAGUCUGUACCCAUACAGAACAGAAGUUUGCAUGCUAGCACCUCCCUUCUUUUAAAUCAAUACAUUUUGGCUGUACAGGCAACCAUUAUCGGUGAAGACAGUCCCUAGAUAUAUUGGCAGCGCACACUAAAAGUUUGAAUGGACCUAAUGUAAUCUGCUAUGAAAAUCCCAUUUGUAUAGUGUGUUUCAUUUUUUUAAUGUGUGAAAAAUAAAAACAGAAAAAAUAUCACUUUCUGU